This is a messenger RNA of Pistacia vera, 2511 nucleotides long. RefSeq names its product putative disease resistance RPP13-like protein 3. NCBI's taxonomy places the organism in Eukaryota, Viridiplantae, Streptophyta, Magnoliopsida, Sapindales, Anacardiaceae. The record is from RefSeq and is a predicted model, not a curated record. Bases 1 to 2409 code for a protein of 802 amino acids. Gene Ontology annotation, biological process: defense response to other organism. Gene Ontology annotation, molecular function: ADP binding. The transcript has 3 exons.
AUGAUACGCCCGUGGGUAUCUGGUAUCAUUGAUCUUGCUUAUGAUGCUGAGGAUGUCUUAGAUGCAUUUUCGCUCAAGGUGCAACAUGGAGGGAUUUCGAAUACGGUCGACGUGGAUGAAGGACACAAAGAGAUUGAAAAACUCAGAAUGAGAAUCAGUGAUCUCUCUCGGAAGCGAGAAGCAUGCAAACUUCAAGAUACUCGUAGCAUGAGUGAAGGUAACAGCAAAGCUCUUGGCAAAUUGAAAGAUCUGAGAAGACAGAAUUCCAUCACAGUUGAAGAGAACGUUGUUGGCUUCCAUGCAGAUGCUGACCAACUGUUGCCCAAACUUCUCGGGGGCGAGCCUGGACGUAUUGUCAUUUCGAUUUUUGGUAUGGGUGGUUUGGGUAAAACUACUCUUGCUAAAAAGUUUUACCAUAACUAUGACAUUAACAAACAUUUUGAUCAUUGUGCUUGGGUUUCGAUAUCACAAGAUUUCGAUAAUCGUAAUGUUCUUCAAAGAAUUAUGGAGUCAUUCAAGAUGAUCGAAACCAGAAAGGAGAUGCAGGAGGUACGGAAGAUGAGCAGAGAAAAUUUGGAAAGAAAGCUUCACAAGUUUUUGCAAGAAAAACGAUAUUUACUGGUGUUGGAUGAUGUAUGGCAAAAGGAAACUUGGGAGAGCCUGAAACGAGCUUUCCCAGACAACAAGAAUGGUAGUAGAGUAAUUAUCACCACACGCAACAAAGAAGUAGCGCAGCGUUCAGACGAGAAAACUUAUGCCCACGCGCUUCAAUUUUUAAGUCCGGAGGAGAGUUGGCAACUAUUUUCUAAGAAAGCUUUUCAAAACGUAAAUAUUGUAGAUGAUGGAUUGAAGAACUUGGGAGAACAGAUGUUGCAAAAAUGUGGUGGCCUUCCACUUGCGAUAGUUGUGUUGGGUGGGCUCUUGUCCACAAAGAAGCCUUCGGAAUGGCGUGCGGUGUAUGACAGCAUUUGGCGACAUUUAAUUGAUGAUUCAAUUCAUAUUGAAGAUUUGCUAGCUUUAAGUUUUAAUGAUUUGCCUCAUAAGUUGAAGCUGUGCUUUCUCUAUAUCGGUCUUUUUCCAGAGGAUUUUGAGAUAAACGUUGAAAAAUUAAUCCGGUUGUUGCUGGCAGAAGGCUUUAUACAGGAAGGUGGAGAUCAAAUAAUGGAAGACGUGGCUGCGGAUUAUGUGAUAAAGUUGAUUAACAGAAGUUUGGUGCAAAUAGACAAAAGAUGUUGGGGGACGGUUGUAACAUGUCGAGUACAUGAUCUUUUACGAGACCUUGCAAUUAGGAAGGCAGAAGAACUGAACUUCUAUCAUAUUUAUGAUGAAAUCAGUCAUUCAAGUACUCGCUCAUCAAUUGCAUCAUCAUGUCGACGUCAAGCUGUUUAUUUGGUAAGGGAAAGGUUUCUGUGGCUUCGACAUUCAAAUAAGCUCUCUCGUUCCCUUCUGUUCUUCAAUCGACAAACUAGCCAGUUGACACCCUUGUGCAAAACAUUUAAAUUUCUUAGAGUGCUCGAAGUCGACCUUUUUGGAAAGACAUUACCUAAAGAGGUUGGAAAGUUGAUUCAUUUGAUAUAUCUGGGGUUACAGGAUGAAGCGAUAAUUACUUUACCAUCAUCCAUUGGCAACUUGCGGAGGUUACAAACUUUGCAUAUGGAAGGAGCUCAUACGUAUGUUCCUCUACCAACUGAAAUUUCAAAGUUGCAAGAAUUGAGGCAUCUAAUUGGAUUCUUUUCAGGGUCUUUGCCGAUAGCAAAUUUGAAAAAGCUCUUGACUCUAAAAUAUGUUUAUCAAUCAAGCUGGGAGGAGCUCAACCCUGAAAGUUUGGUUGAUCUUCAAGAGCUGCAAAUUCAAUGUGAUGGAGAUCUUACUAUUCCAGAGUUCAAAUUUGAGACUGUUGCAAAACUUAGAAGCCUUCGUGUUUUAUCCGUUUGGUUGGAUCCCGAUCUGUCAUUUCCUUCUCUACAAUUACUCGGUCAUUGCCGAUGUCUUGUAGAUUUGAGAUUAUGUGGGAGAAUAGAGAAACUCCCAGAAAACUUGGAAGAAAUCUUUCCAAAUCUUGAAGGCCUCAAGUUAGCGGAUUCGUUGCUAGAGGAAGACUCGAUCCCUUCAUUAGAGAGGUUGCCAAAUCUCAUGUUUCUUGUUUUAGCCAAUGCAUCUUAUCUCGGAAAGAAACUGAGCUGCAGGGCAAAUGGGUUUCCUCGGCUUGAAGUUCUACUUCUUUCAAAUUUAAUUCAGUUGGAGGAGUGGGAAGUAGAUGAAGAUGCCAUGCCAAUGCUUAGAGGCUUGAGUAUCACAGGAUGCUCCAACAAACUGAGAAUUCCAGAAAAACUGAAAUCAAUUCCUCUUCCAGGCAAAUGGGAAUGCUCAGACAAUCUACGUGGUAAUUUCUCACUCAAGCUACUUUGAACUUUGAUCUCAUUUGUUGUGGUGGUUGCGUUGGCUUUGAGUCUCACUUUAUUAUUAUUUGCUUUGUUUUUGUUUUGAAAUUCCUCUAUGAGCUGUGUAAUU